ACUGUUAGACUUUUACAGCAAAAUUAAAAAUAAGAAUUCCUUUGGAAACAAAAUUAGAAAUGUUGGAAAGUAAUCCGAAAACGAUGCAUUACACUAGAUUGAGUCAGCCAGUAGUCACUUGGUGUCUGCUUAUGGACGGAAGUACAAGCAGAAAUCACGAAAAUAGUAAUUUGCAUAAAUUUUAUGAAAAUGAGUCUUCAGUGGACAUUGGUUGCCGUAUUUCUUUAUUCUGAAAUAGCCAUUGUAAUUAUCUUGUUAUUGCCUUUCAUUUCACCAUUAAGAUGGCACAGGUUUUUCAAAUCAAGAAUAUGUCAGAGUAUAGCUAAUCAAGCAAAUUUGUAUUUCCUUGUAUUUAUUGGUAUUUUGGUAUUGUUCUUUCUGGAUUCAAUCCGAGAAAUGAGAAAAUAUACAGCUACAAAGGAACAAGCUCAUACUGAAGGUCAUUCACAUUUAGAAGCUGAAAUUCAAGUCAGUAUGAAAUUAUUCAGAUCGCAAAGAAAUUACUACAUUGCAGGAUUUGCAUUAUUUCUUUGGUUAGUUAUUCGUAGACUUGUCACAUUAAUUUCAGCCCAAGCAAACUUAAUAGCUUGCUGUGAAGCUUCAAUGAAACAAGCACAAAGUGCAACAGAGAGAGCAGAAAAGUUAAUGAAAGAAAAUGAAAGAAGAGAAUUAGUAACUACAAGUAAAAAAGAAAGUGCAGAUAAUGAAGGAAAUUUACAGUUAGAAGAACAAGAGAAAGAGAUAUGUAAUUUAAAAGAAGAAUUGAAAAAAACUAAAGAUGAACUGAAUUUAGCAAAAAUAGAUUUAGAUGCAAUUAGAGAGCAAUCCAAAGGACUUUCUCGAGAAUACGAUCGUUUACUAGAAGAAUAUAAUGAAACACAGAGUCAAUUGGAGCAGUUAACUGGAAUAAAAGAAGAUAAAAAAGAAAACUGAGUUUGCAACAAAGAAAUUUAAAAUUUUUCUCCAAAGUGCUUGGAAAGUAAUAGUGCUAGAAUUUCUCUGUUUAUGAAUAUUUACAAAAAAUAUUGUAAAAUAUUUUUUAUAAUCUCUUAUCUAAAAAUUGAAAUAAUUUGUUAAAAAUUGUGAGAUAUUUAUUUUUAGUUGUACUUUAUCAGAAUCUGGUAAAAUUUUGUUUAUUGUUUAAAUUGUCAUUUUAAAUCUGCUCUUUAUUUACUUGUUAUUAAGGCGGUUAGUUGUCAUGUCAUUUGAAUGUUGUUUCUUUAAUUUGGUUUUACAAAGACAUGAAGAAUUUUAUUUAUUAUAAGUUGAAUGGAAUGAAACUUGUUUAAUAUACAGGUAGCCCUUGGUUUACGCCGAUUCACAAUAAUGCUGCUGCACAAUUUGCUGUUUCACUGUGUAAUUCCCUGAUUUUUCCUAUGCUAGAUUUGACUAGGUUUUGUCCAGAUUUGACCAAUCCUAGCAAGACACGUGUCCACUACAACAACACGUGUCAUGGUAGAAUUGUGGCUCGUUGGGAUUGGUCAGAUCUAGAUCAAUAGAAAAUGUUCCACAAACCAUUUGAUUUGAAUGAGCUGCAGACCCAACAUAGAGCUACAGAAGAACAAUGAAGAAGAAACACCAAGAGUUAUGAAAACCGCCAAUCUAAAGCGUAUCUUUCAACUGUGGAAAGUUUGACAGAUGAACUUUGUGAGUUAGGCAAUGAUUGGGAGCAUCAUCACAUCCAUUUGACCAUAUUCUGAAAUUCUUAAUGAAAUAAAACAAAAAUGUAAACAAUUAAAGAUGGAUACUUUUUUCCGAAAAAUGUAAGUGAUCCGAAACUAAAAUUUUUUAAUAAAAAUAUUUCACUUUAU
Molecule: messenger RNA, 1811 nt
Organism: Centruroides sculpturatus (bark scorpion)
Lineage: Eukaryota; Metazoa; Arthropoda; Arachnida; Scorpiones; Buthidae
Product: B-cell receptor-associated protein 31-like
Exons: 8
Coding region: 184-933 (249 amino acids)
Biological process (GO): intracellular protein transport; endoplasmic reticulum to Golgi vesicle-mediated transport
Cellular component (GO): endoplasmic reticulum membrane; endoplasmic reticulum
Source: RefSeq, a predicted model, not a curated record